This is a messenger RNA of Purpureocillium lilacinum, 1182 nucleotides long. RefSeq lists its product as uncharacterized. The record is from RefSeq and is a predicted model, not a curated record. Lineage: Eukaryota; Fungi; Ascomycota; Sordariomycetes; Hypocreales; Ophiocordycipitaceae.
AUGCAUCUCCUCCACCUCAGCCAGCUCGCCGCGCUGCUCAGCUACGCCACGGUCGGCCACGCCAGCCCCGGCAUGUCGGGCACCAUCGCGACAGACUGGCACGCCAAGUGGACGGUCCAAUGCCCGCCGGCCGUCAUGGACGACUUCCUCAACCGCUUGACCUGCGUGGACCAGGGCCUCUGCCGGGACGGCGUGUACUCGCCGCCCAGCGACCACAAGAAGCUCUGCGAGGAGUGCUGGUGCGCGCCGCGGCGGGAGCACUACCGCGGGACGGGGACCGCGACGGUCAGGUUCGUGACGGAGACGCCGGCGACGUAUCGGUAUAACUCGGACUUGAGGGUGAAUGGGAAGAGGCCUUCGGCGCAUGAAGCGAACCUAAGUUACAAGACGCACAACAUGCCCGACACCCACCCCCUCGACUUCACCUGCGCGCUCGUCACCGGCGGCGGCGGCGGCAUCGGCAAAGCCCUCGGGCAGUGGCUCAUCUCGCGCGGCAAAAAGGUCCUCCUCGCGGGCCGCACCGAAUCCAACCUGCGCGCCGCGGCCGACGAGAUCGGCGCCGCUGGCUACUACGUGCUCGACACUGGCAAGACGGACGACAUGCCGCUCUUCGUGCAGCACCUCACGACGGAGCACCCCGACCUCGACUGCCUGAUCAACAACGCGGGCGUGCAGCGACCCCUCGACGUGGCCAACGACGACGCCGCCGACUUCCUCUCCCGCGCCGAUGCCGAAAUCAACAUCAACAUCCGUGGGCCGCUACACCUCGCCCUCCUUCUACUGCCGCACCUGCGCACCCGCCCGCGCGCCACCAUCGUCAACGUGUCGAGCGUGCUGGGCUUCGUGCCCUUCUCCAUCAUCAACCCCGUGUACAACGGCACCAAGGCGUGGCUGCACUUCUGGAGCAUGAACCUGCGCACGCAGCUGGCGCGCUCGGCGGAGCUGCGCCACGUGCGCGUCGUGGAGAUUGCGCCGCCCAUGGUCGCGACGGAUCUGCAUCGCGAGCGCGAGGACCCGGACGACAACAAGAAGCACAAGAAUGAGAAUACGCUCACCGUGGAGGAGUUUAUGGACGAGGUGCAGCGGAAGUGGGAGGCGGGCGAGGAGAUGAUUACGGCGGGGCCGGGUAAUGCGAUCGUCGGCAAGUGGCAUGAUGCGUUUAGCGAGCGGUAUCCUGGUUGA